UGUGCUUUGUUCCCUGUUUGGUGCUCCCCCAAUAAGUUUCCUUGUUCGUGCAACUUGUCUAUCCUUGGCUUGCAGAUUUGAUUAUUUUAUUAUCUACCUACCUUAUAUCUAGGACUUUACUUUAUCUUUGUUUCUGUCACUUGUCCUUAAAUUCUUCGUCCCUUCUUUCUUUCCCUGUUUUGGAUAGAUUCUCGACGAACAGUUUAUAUCACCCUCUUUUAUAGACAUGAUAUUUGUUUGUCCUUAUCAUAUAUAAUCGGGUUUAAUAUCUUCUUUUUUUCUCUUUGGAUUCUGUUACUUUUGUUCGUUGCAAUCAUGGUUGUAGCUUCAAAGAACGUGGUCGAACCAGUGUUCAUCGUCCUCGCUUUCACUGUAGGAUGUCUUAUCAACAGACGACGAGAUACUCAAGUCACGUACAACGAAUCACUGGACGAUGUUGAAGGCCAACGAUACGUCGACUCGCCUCCUUUGAAGCCCACUCUCCUCCAACAGAUCGAACGUCCAGCUCGCAAGGCUCCAAACAUCUUCUUCGUUCUGUUAUCUCGCUUCUUCAAUGCGUUUCCGUUCUUGAUAGAGAUUUGGUACUGGAACUUGACAUAUUGGAUCUACCAGGGCCUUCGAGCCGUAUCAGCCAGAGCAAUCGCAGGCAACGAGCCAAUCUUCAGCCGCGCCCGAGACCACGCCAUUCAAAUACUCACUCUAGAAUCCUUCUUCGGCCUCGAUAUCGAACAAUGCUUCCAAUCAUACAUAAUGAACCAACAGCCAUGGCUCAUGCCCAUCCUCGCAAAGAUAUACUACUCCCACAUCAGCAUUGGCAUCCUCUUCCUCAUCUACAUCUACACAUAUCUCCCAUCACCAACCUUUCAACGCAUCCGUCGUACAAUCGCCGUCGAUAACGCUAUUGCUUUCGUCAUUGUAACGCUCUGGCGCUGCUCUCCUCCACGAUUACUACCGCAGGAAUAUGGCUUCGUUGAUGUUCUGCAUAGUAAAGCUGGAGGUGCUAAUGUCUGGAACAAUAAUCGGUUUCAGUUGACUAUUGCUGCGAUGCCGAGUUUGCACUUUGGAACAUCACUUUUCUUCGCAGUUUGUAUGUGUCGAUUCUCUCCGCAUCGACUUAUGCGCAUCCUCGCUCCUCUUUGGCCGACCGCUAUGCUUAUUACUAUUGUCGCUACUGCGAACCACUUUCUCACGGAUGCAUUUAUCGGGGCUCUGGUUCCGUUGCUUGGGUGGCGCAUCAACCGUGUUGUUCUUGUUCUUAAGCCGAUUCAGGAUUAUAUCUUUGCGCCGUUGAUCAACAGGCUGGACCUGAUCGAUUCCGAUGUGCGAGUUGUUCCAAAGACUUUGUAAUUACCAUAUAGAACAAAAGCACUUGCUUUUAUAUGCACGAAUCAGGAGAAUCAGGUGCUGGGUUUGUACAUUACAAGGAGGGUCCUCACUUCUGGGUUCAUGGGGGCUUCAUCAGGGCAAU
Fusarium oxysporum Fo47 is the source of this 1468-nucleotide messenger RNA. RefSeq names its product PAP2 superfamily-domain-containing protein. Gene Ontology annotation, cellular component: inositol phosphoceramide synthase complex. Lineage: Eukaryota; Fungi; Ascomycota; Sordariomycetes; Hypocreales; Nectriaceae. Bases 316 to 1347 code for a protein of 343 amino acids. The transcript has 3 exons. Gene Ontology annotation, molecular function: inositol phosphoceramide synthase activity. The record is from RefSeq and is a predicted model, not a curated record. Gene Ontology annotation, biological process: sphingolipid biosynthetic process; inositol phosphoceramide metabolic process.